This is a messenger RNA of Bactrocera neohumeralis, 3718 nucleotides long. RefSeq lists its product as uncharacterized. The transcript is spliced from 4 exons. Gene Ontology annotation, biological process: mitotic chromosome condensation. Gene Ontology annotation, molecular function: chromatin binding. The coding region runs from base 179 to 2728 and encodes 849 amino acids. NCBI's taxonomy places the organism in Eukaryota, Metazoa, Arthropoda, Insecta, Diptera, Tephritidae. The record is from RefSeq and is a predicted model, not a curated record. Gene Ontology annotation, cellular component: condensin complex.
ACAAAAGAUGAGCGCAUAAAAUAUUGAAAAAGAUGAACGCGAUGGAUAACAAUCAUAAAGACAGCGAAAAAAUGAACAGAAUUACAGAAUUGUUGAAAUGAGUCUUUUUUAGCUCAUUAACUAUUAGCUAUUUAUUGUAUUAUUUAGUUAAAAUUUUCCUUUAAUUCGUGAACGUUCAAUGACAGUGCCUACUAUCUGUAUGAAUUCACAGUACGCGAAAGUAACGACAACGUCUGGACGCUCGUCUUUGACAACAGUCGGACAUUGGAAACAACAGCAGCAGCAGGUUCAGCAGCAACAACAGUUGGUCAAUAAUAUUUUGGUACAGCCUAUAACAGUACAAACAGCAAUCGUGGUUCAACCGCGUAAGGUAAGGGCGCAGGAAGCCAGUACCAGUGGCUUCGUUGGCGCAGAAAAACUCAAUCAUCCAAAUAUUGCUACGGUACACAUGACGCCCACUAACACAGAUACGCCAUUGCGGCGUUCGGAAGUGGGCAUAUACCGUGAAGGAGCGCGUAAUGUCAACACAAAUCUGUUGGCUACACCUUUAAACGAUGAUGAUGAGGAACGACGACAGGCGCGUCGGCGCACUAUGUUACAAAGUGGCAGCGGACGCGAGUCCAUGUUCGAGGAUAAUGAGACUUUGAAGAAAUGUUUGGAAAUUUAUAACGGGAACAAACUUAGUAAGGAUAAUGCGUGGUCAUUGUCCUUAAUUGAUACGUUAUCUACGCUACUGGAUCGUCAUCACAAGUCGUUAAAUAACUUUAAGGUGGCUGGCUCUUCAUUAGAAGCUUCGUCCAAAGUUUAUGGACUUCGUGUCGACUCUGUACACACGGACGUGUUACGUAUGUCUGCAGGUCUAAAUGCUCAAAAGUUUGCUGAUCGUCAGGCGCAAAGUGAUGAUGAUGACGACGUGGCAACGGGUGGUGAAGGCAAUGCAGACCCAAAUGCCUCCGCCGCCGUUGUGAAUAAAAAUGGUGAAAAAGUUGCUGAAAAAGCCAAAACCAAGCCAAAACGUACGCGCCGUGUGGUGUCAACAAUCACAAAAAAUAAGGACACAUUAAAUGCACGUUUAGAUACAGUACCGUUACAGGAUCCAGUGUUUGGCAAACUCAAUACAAUCGUUGGUUCAAUAAAUUCCUCAAAUCGACUAAUGAAUAAUAUUUUAUUGACUACUGAAUCUGAGCUACGAUUACGGACAACAUUUCGCUUUUGGGAUGCACAACAGCUGGAGGCCGGUUGUGAUUAUACAGAUGCGCCUGCACCUGGAAAUACGCCAGCGGACACACCAAUGGAUGCAAUGAAUUUGGCACCUUGUGAUCGCUUAGUGCAAAUAAAAAAAAUUGAUGAGUUGCAACUACGACCGCUGCACACUGGUUAUGUGAUCUCCGAUACACCUGAGGCUAUACCAGACAAUAAUGAUAACUCGGAAAGUCUACGUGGUAGUUUAGAUGUACCAUUUGAAGAUGCGCCAUUUGAUGGUGGUAAUUGUGAUGAUGGUGGUGGGGAGCAUAUGUCCAUGGCAUUUGAUAUUAACGCGGAAUGUGAGCCACUACCAUCAUUAAAUGAUCAACCUGCUAUGCUGGAUGUGGACUAUAAUGAUUUUGAGGAGUUGACUACAGAGGAGCGCACAGCUAUAAAUAAUUGUCGUGGCUUGCGCAAAGCACCAGUUUUGCUGGAAGACUUACGUCCGGUUGAUGCAACCUCAAAACUCGAAUAUUCAUAUCGACCACUAGAUAAAAUAUCACAAUUUUGGGCCGGUCCAUCACAUUGGAAAUUUAAACGUGCGCGACCGCGCCCGUCUACGGCGCCGACAUUACAGGGUGUGAAUAAUCAACGGGCUCCAGCACGUCGUGGUCAUGCGCUAAGUAAGAAGCGUUCAAAGCAAUUGAAAUUCGAGCAGGAAUUCGACGAUAUUUUCAUUAAAAUAGAGAAGUACAAAGCACGUAAAGCGAAUUAUCACAAGAAAUGGGAUCAACGCAAGCUCAAAUUACCAACCGAUUUGCAAUUAAAUUCGGAAAUGUUUAAUAAAUUUAAGUGUGCGCCGAGCGCUGUAGUGCAACCGGUUGUUGAGGACGAUGACAUUGAGUUGGCCGGUGGCGAUGGCAUACAUGGUAAUGAUCAUGUCAGCGCAGCUGAUGAUCAUUUUGGCGAUCACGAUGAUGGCGCUUGUGCCGAUCUGGGUGGUGGUGAUGUGGGUGGUUUGAAUAGCAUGGGUGGAAAUGUUAGCAUGGUUGGUGACAAUAUGGGCAACGCUUCGCAGAAUGUUUUCGGCGACAAUGGUGAACUGGAGCCGCCACCCUUAGAUGGUAUCGGUGACGAUAAUCCUGCCAACAAUACAGUAUUGGAGAUUGCAACGAGCUUUGAUGGUGCGCCAAGUCAGGUCACCAAAAUCAUAGUGCCCUUUGCGAAGCGUGCCAAAGUUAUCGAUAUGAAAAAUUUAAAACGUUGCUGCACACAAUUGAUAAAUAAGCAAAUCAAAGAACCAACGCCGCCGGAACAAAUACCGCAACAUCCAAUUAUACAGGAGGAACACUUUGCAGCCGGCAUGGCCAGUUUCAAAGAUGUAUACGAACACCUGCCCGACGUUUUGUCCCAGAAUAUGGUGGAAGCGCUUUCGCCCUCUAUUGCUUUCUACUCAGUGUUGCAUUUAGCGAAUGAUUUCAAUUUACGUCUGAUACCACAACAAAAUUUGGAAGAUUUCAAAAUACGACAAUUAAUGGAUUGAUAACUGUUUAUGCUUAGAAUUGGUUGUUGUUGAUGUUCAUAAGAAUUUCGGUAUAAUGACGAUGGCGAUAAAUUGACUGUGCUGUCCCGUGACCAGUUAAAGAAAUUUCAAACGCCCACCUUAACAAAAAAUAUAAAUAAAAAUUUAAAACUCAUAUUUUUACAUUUGUAAUGAAAGCCCCGUAAAUUCCCAAGAAGUUAACAGCAACAACAACAAUAAAAUAAUUUUAGUUUUUAAGUCACUCUAAUCAUUUACUUAGUUCAUUUUGUUAAGUACACUUUCUACGGAGCUAUAUACAUAAUUUUUUCAUUAAUUUCAAAAAAAACGGACUUCUAUAUAUAAAUUUGUUGUAUUUCAUUUGACUUUAUGACCAAAAAGAAACAUGCCAAACAAUCUGAAAACAUUUUUUUUGUUGCAAAUUUAACAAAAUUUCUCUUGUCAAAAUCCUAUGUUGUUGGGUACUUUGUUAAAUUUUGUAUUGGAACACAAAAAAAUUAAAAAGCAAGUAUUUACACAUACAUACAUAUUUAUGAAGUGAUAUUUUAUUUCAUUUACUCUAUAAAUACAAAUAUCUUUGCAUGUGUUAGCAACAAAACAAAGCACAGCUCGUUUGCAUAUUUGGGCACAAAAGUAUUUACAGUGGUAUAGGUACUUUAAUGUUCACAGCAGGCUAAUUAUGAGUGCAACUUUUCUCUUUUAUAUAUCAAAGUAUUUUUCUGUAAGUGCCUCAAUAUGAAAAAGCGCUUUUCAUGAAAACUAUAAUUGGUAUAAGAUGCUUAAUAAAAAAGUGAAAUAAUAUAGUAUGUACAAUAUAGAAAUACCAGUUUUAUAGAAAGGAGAUUGACGUUAUUAUUGAUGUCAUAAAUUAUAACACUUACAUUUUCAUAACAUAUUACAUUUUCGUUCAAAAGUUGAGCGACAUAAAAGUAGAUAUCACUCAUUAAUUAAAAAAAAACGGCCACAACUCAAACGAAGUUAUUCAAAAAUAAA